AUGAUCCACCGCAGCGUCACCCUCUUCUUGUCUCCCUUUGCGCCCUCUUAUUAUCUGAUUUGCUCUCUUUGACCCCCAACCAUGUCAAACUCGAAGCAAGGCCACCUGAACGGAGCCUACUACGGCCCUCCGGUCCCUCCGACGCAGUCCUACCACAGCGUGGGCAGCCGCUCCAGCUGCGGCCCCUGCUGCCUCCUCAGCACCCUCUUCAAGUUCAUCAUCUCCAUCGUCAUCAUCGUCGGCAUCAUCGUUCUCGUCGUCUGGCUCGUCUUCCGCCCCCACGAGGUCAAGGUCUACGUCGGCACCGCCUCGCUCACGCAGUUCGCCUUCUCCAGCAACAACAACAGUCUGCAGUACAACCUCAACCUGGACAUGAGCAUCCGCAACCCGAACAAGCGGAUCAGCAUCUACUACGACUACGUGGAGGCCCGAGCGCUGUACGACGGAUCGAGGUUCGACUACGACGUCCUCCCCACCUUCUACCAGGGCCACAAGAACACCACCAUGCUGUACCCGGCGUUCCAGGGCACGAACCUCUUGCUCGGCGACUCCGUCGCCACGACCUACAACAGAGAGAAGCAGGAAGGCUACUACUACGUCGACGUGAAGCUUUACACCAGGCUGAGGCUGAAGGUUUGGAUCUUUAAGAUCCAUUACAACAAGCAAAAGAUCGACUGCAGCUUGAAGCUUCCGGUGCCCGGGAGCUCGGGCAAGUUCGAGGGGACAAAGUGUGAUGUGGAUCUCUUCUGAUCCCCUCACCUCCACAUGGAUAUACUAUUCAUUCAUUGUUUUCUUUUGCUCUUUGCUCUCUCGCGUUUAGCAGCAGACUGUCUCCACCGAUAUGUUUCCUUCCCAUUAUAGUUUUUCUUUCUCGUAUGUACUAUGUCUUGAGUUCAUCAGUUGAUAUGCAUACAUGUUUUAUCUU
Messenger RNA from Musa acuminata subsp. malaccensis (wild Malaysian banana), 925 nucleotides. RefSeq names its product NDR1/HIN1-like protein 10. The record is from RefSeq and is a predicted model, not a curated record. Gene Ontology annotation, biological process: defense response to other organism. NCBI's taxonomy places the organism in Eukaryota, Viridiplantae, Streptophyta, Magnoliopsida, Zingiberales, Musaceae. Gene Ontology annotation, cellular component: plasmodesma; plasma membrane.